This is a messenger RNA of Pieris rapae (cabbage white), 897 nucleotides long. Its product is annotated as anaphase-promoting complex subunit 15B. Gene Ontology annotation, biological process: regulation of mitotic cell cycle spindle assembly checkpoint. The record is from RefSeq and is a predicted model, not a curated record. Gene Ontology annotation, cellular component: anaphase-promoting complex. Lineage: Eukaryota; Metazoa; Arthropoda; Insecta; Lepidoptera; Pieridae. The transcript has 3 exons. The coding region runs from base 149 to 547 and encodes 132 amino acids.
AUAUUGGUAAAACAUCUAUAGAUAGGUAUGCUCAGCAUUUGAAAAUCAAUAAAUACAAUUGUCAGGAUUUACCUACGAGUCCGUAACAACGUCUAUUGGAGUUACGGUCAUACCUUUUCUUGGAACAAGUAUUGACGAUUAUUUAAGAAUGGAUUUACCAUUUCCAGUCUUAAGACCUCAUUUCACAUUUCCGGAGUGGUUUAACGCAGAUAAUCCUUGUGAUGAAGACGCAGAAUUAACGAAGCUAGAACAAGCACAUCAGCGCUCGUUGAACUCAUAUACGAAACGUUGUGUAAAACAUGCUCCGGUGCAGAAACCCGAAUCCGAACCAGUAGAGGAAGUGGAGACGGAGUAUGAAGGUGGCAAUGAAGACGCAGAAGAGUCUGAAGACUCACAUGACGUCGAUGAAGAUGAACAAAUAACUACAGCAGAUUCACCCGAGUUUACUAUAGCGGAUCAAGAACAAAUCAUUCAUGAUGAUGACUUUAUACCAGACGUUGAAGUGAUCGAAGGAAAUCUUUGGCCAUACAACAUUCCUGAACAGUAAAAAUUACUGAUUAGUAUUUACCGAUUCCGUCUUCCUAUCAAAAACAUUCGUUUAGCUAAAGUUUAUAUUAUUAUUCAUGUUAUUGUAUUUGUUAGUAGCUGCGAUUAUUAUUAUUAUUAAUAUAGUUUUAUUCUCUUUCCUAAGAUUUCAUAAAUUUCUCCCACGAAAUUUAGCAACGCGAUUUAUUUCUUUUAAUCAAAGUUUCUGUUUGCAGAUAGGCUUCCUUAAAAUUCUUUACAUUUUUUUAUAUAAAACAUUAACCGUAUUUAUUGAUUUAAACAGUAGCUACUGCAGUUUAGUAGCAAUGUCGUAAAUUACUUUGUAUGGAUAUUUUAUUUUUUAUAUUAGAA